AUGACCUUAUAUCGCAUUCUGAGGAAAAGGAUUAGAAAAAAAGGAUUUAUAAACAUUCAACCACUUUGUCAUUUCGAUGUUUGGAGAUGUGUUAUGAUCCAAGAUCAGUCAGCAGCUAAAGGUCUUGUAACUAGAUCCAGAGGGCCUGAUCUUAACAAAUUGGUAUCAGAGCAGGUUGUUAUGGGAGAUUUCCGUUCCUUUCAGCAGCAAUUUGAGACUUUCCUCAAGAUGUAUGAGGAAAAUAGAGAUCGAGAUCGUCAGGAACGAGACCAAGACCGUGCACUGAUGGCAGCACAGCAACAAGCACUAGCCAGACGAUUAGAUGAAUUGUCACGGGAAUUGUCCACGGGAAGGCCUGAAGGACGUGCUGAGGGAGGCGAAGGAAGUAUAGUCCACAAAGAUUAA
Messenger RNA from Striga asiatica, 405 nucleotides. NCBI's taxonomy places the organism in Eukaryota, Viridiplantae, Streptophyta, Magnoliopsida, Lamiales, Orobanchaceae. The record is from the annotation of a GenBank genome assembly.